AUGGCUGACGAUAAACCCAACUGUAAGGUCGUUCUCGCCAACAACAUUGCGAAAAGCUUGUUGGAAGAAGUCCGCGAUGGCCUCAGCAAAAUCAACAAGAAACCGCUACUCGUUGGCUUCCUUGCCAGCUCCGACCCAGCUGCCAAAGUCUACGCAGACUGGACAGGCAAGACAUGUGUUGAAAACGGCUUCGACUUCUCCCUCCGCACCCUCGACCGCGAAAACCUCGAAGAUGCCCUCCUAACCGCAAACGCCGACCCCUCCGUCUCAGGAAUAAUAGUCUACUACCCAAUCUUCUCCUCGCGCCAAGACCAAUACCUGCAACAAAUCGUCUCCAUCGACAAAGACGUCGAGGGUCUCUCCCACCGCUACAUCUUCAACAUGUACCAGAACAUCCGCUUCCUGGACCCACAAAACACAAAGAAGAGCAUCUUGCCUUGUACACCACUGGCGGUCAUCAAGAUUCUGGAGUAUCUGCGGAUUUACAAUACGAUUCUGCCGUAUGGGAAUCGCCUGCAUGGACGGACUAUUACGGUGAUUAAUCGCAGUGAGGUUGUGGGGAGGCCGUUGGCGGCGCUGCUGGCGAAUGAUGGGGCGACUGUUUAUAGUGUUGAUAUUGCGGAUGUUCAGGAGUUUACAAGAGGUGCUGGGUUGCGCAAGCGCCGUCAUGAGGUUGUUGAGAAGCCGGGUUGGACGCUGGCAAACUGCCUGCCACUCAGUGAUGUGGUCAUUAGCGGUGUUCCGGGCGACAAGUUCAAAGUGCCGACGGAGCUGAUCAAGGAUGGAGCCGCGUGUAUCAAUUUUAGUAGUGAGAAGAACUUCACACCAGAGGUCAAGGAGAAGGCGUCGAUUUAUGUGCCGGCGAUUGGCAAGGUUACGAUUGCCGUCUUGUUGAGGAAUUUGCUGAACAAGAUUGAUGCUGCUGCUCAGGGUGUCGAGGAGACCUCUUCUGUUCAGCCUGUGGUUCCGUCGACGGCUUGA
Messenger RNA from Pyrenophora tritici-repentis Pt-1C-BFP, 981 nucleotides. The record is from RefSeq and is a predicted model, not a curated record. Lineage: Eukaryota; Fungi; Ascomycota; Dothideomycetes; Pleosporales; Pleosporaceae.